Schistosoma bovis is the source of this 5204-nucleotide messenger RNA. The record is from the annotation of a GenBank genome assembly. NCBI's taxonomy places the organism in Eukaryota, Metazoa, Platyhelminthes, Trematoda, Strigeidida, Schistosomatidae.
AGUAAGUGCGCGCUGUUUGCACUCGUGACUCUUGUCUUCGUUAUGAUGGAUCAUGUGAUGAAUUAUACCUCAAAAAGUCCUGAGAAGUCCAGUCCGAGUUUUCCAGAGGAUGUGGAAGAUGAUGAUGAAGAUCCAAUGGACUUGGAGCCAUUAAAAUAUUCUUCUCUUCGUCAACAUGUAAACAACAAUAACAACAUUAAUAAUGAAAAUAAUCGCAAUAAUAAUACAAUCAAUCAUUGUGAUGAUGAUGUUGACGAACAACUCGAUGUGACAAUGUUACCACCGGAGGAUGAAGAUGACGAUAUCGGUGGAACAACUCGUGGAUUCAUGUUAAAUGUUGAUAGCCCACGUCAUCCAACUGAUUCAACUGAAAAGAAAGUACAUUGGUCAAAUCAAAAUGUUCAAACAUUGUUAGAUUGUGUAGAAAAACAUUUGGAUGAAUUUAAUAUACAAAAAAAGCAUAAGCAAGUUUGGCAAAUUAUUGGCACAGAAAUGGAAUCAUUAGGUUUUACUAUGGAACAUUGUUACAAUAAAUGGAAGAAUUUACGUCGUGAUGUUCGUUUAUUGGUGAAUAAUCCACAAAAAGCUGUUCGUAACGCCGAUAUUCUACGACGUGUGGCUCGUUUAAUCUUAGUAAUCUAUCCAAAUAUUGAUGCUACAACUAUGCAAGUAACCGGUGAUCGUAUCAGUACAAGUAAAUCUACACCGAAUACACCAGGUGGUCCUGGUAGUUUGUCAUCAGCCAGACUUACAUUAUCCUCAUCAUUACACGCUCCAGAUUCACCAUUAUACUUUGGUCUAUCUAGAACGCGUACACCACAUUCCUUAACACCGAAUUUUCAUUCAUUAAAUGGUACAAAAUAUAAAACUGAACAGUCCAAUUAUGAUACAACAACUAAUACUCCCACUACUUCUGUACCUGGUACUGCAUUGUUCACCAGUAAUUCACGUUGUUCAGACAAUGAUAAAAAACAUCAUGUAUCAUCUACGCCUAAUUCAACAAGUCAUGACAAUAAUACAACAAUUUCACAACAUGCUAAUUCUGGAUUUCCAUUCAUUUUUAAUCCCGCAGCAGCUGCUCUUCUAGUUCAGUCACAGCUAUUCAACGAUUUACUACGUCAACAACAAACACAACUACAAGAUGAUUCUAUACCUUUGGAUAGUAUACAACAACGUGAACAAUUCUUUGCUCUUACUGCCUCUCUAAAAAAUGCUUUGCACUCUACUAAUAGUCCAAAUACCACAAAUGGUGGUAAUGCUGCACUUACACAGCAUACUACUAAUACAAAUAAUAAUGGUAUUAAUAAUGCCAAUAAGAGUAUAAUCACAAAUGGUAAUGAUUUUAAUACAGACAAUAACAACAACAACGCUAAUAAUUCAUUGCAUGUUGCCAAUUUAGCUUCUAAUUUGUUGAAUGGUUUAAACGGCAUGGAUACAUCACAAUAUCUGAAUUUAUUGGCAUCUGAAGCAGGUUUACUGAAUGGUAAUACGACUACUCAUCUUAAUAAUUAUAAUAAUACUAGUCAUCCUCAUCAUCAACACCAGCCACAACAACAGUCAUACACUUCUAUAUCCGACCGAUUACCGCCUGGUAGUGAGUUGGCUGGUGUUGUCCAGCGUUUACUCAAUGAAGAGACUAUUCAUUUACGCUUGACCGAUAUGGUUACACAUUUAGCUGACGAGUUACGGGCAGCUGGUCUACGUAGACGUGCCACAUUAGAUCAACUAUUAGAAAUUAUGCAAGGUGGGGGCGGCGGUACCACCUCUGGAUGUGUAUCGGCAGUCGGAACAAAUACAUCCAUGAGUCUUACUCACAAAAAUUCAGAUACUACGCAUCGUGUUUAGUGAGUAAUUAUAAAACCGACGGUGGAAUAUUUAUAUGGGAUUUAAUUGUUUUUGUGUAUCUUAUAAGAAACAACUAUCAACAAGGUCCGAUGAAUCAAUAGAGUAAUACUGAUGUCUAUGGAUAUAUUAUAUGUAAAAAUGAGAAAUCAAACCGGUAAAUUCCAGUUGUUGUUUUUUUUAGCUAAAAACCAUUUUUUGUUGUUGUAAACUUUUAUAUAUUAAGAAGGAAAUUUUCUUGUCGACCUGUGACGAUUGUGUUCGCAGUGUUUAUUUAGGGCAAAACAAUAUGUAGAAAGCAUUUUGUGUAAAAUCAACGGUAGAUUACUGUUACUACUUCCACAUCAUCGAGUGUUUGUUGAUUCUAUGUUUCCUUCUUCUCUUUCUCUCUAUUUAAAAAUCUCUAUAUGUAUUCUAAUCACACAAAUUCCAUUGUUUUGUUUUUACCUAUUUUUCUCUGGCAAUGUAGUAACAUUGGAUAUUACUGCCACUUUACUAAGAAGUAGAGAGGAGCAGUGAAUUGUGUAUCAUAGGAUAUCUCAUUUUGUUAAUUGUCUUUUCCUUUUUUUAAAAAUUUUCUACAAAGAUACAACCAUUCUUUUCCACCGGUUCUUUUACAAUUUUUUACGUAAUGCAUUUUAUUUGUAUGUUGUGAGGUGUUUUCUACACGCGUUCGCACACGCACGCCGAAAAGUAAAACUCACAUUUCAUAUUAUUAUGGAGCAUUUAUUAAUUAAUUUUGAACAGCGCCGGGAUUUUUUAUAUGAAAAUAAUCAUCUUAAAUUUUAAAAAAAUAGAAAAUGUCGUCUGCAUUAUUAUUCUCGUCCUCAUUAUCAUCAUCAUCAUCGUUGUCAUUCGAGUCAUUAAUCUGUUCCCUCAUGAAGUUUCAUAAUUCCGAAUGUAUUUCUAUUUCCAUAUUACAUUAGAUCUGUCCGACUAAUCCAUAUGCUAAGGGUUGUUUUUAUACAUAUAUAUAUGAAUCCAUCUUCCCCUAUUCAAAAAAGCAGCAGCUCUAUUAAUUGUGGUUGUUUUUGUGUGUACUUUUCUUUUGUCAGUAACUGACUGGUUUAAAAAGAAGAAACUUUCGAGUUUGUUUUUCUUUUUUGUAAACAAAUCUAAAAGUAUGGCUGUGGUUUCAAUAGUUCUUUUUUUUUCUACAAUUAUUAUUUCUAUAUUAUUCUUUUUUUAAGAAUGUUACCCUCGUCUUAUUCAAUUUUGUUUUUUGAUAGGUAGACAUUAAUGUUUUUGUUUUUGUAUGUAUUAAGUGUCAUCUAUCAUUAAUAAAAAACAAACAACAACAUUUUAACACUUGUCCAACCUUGCACUUCAUUUGUUCCAUAACCAACCAAUCCCUCUUGUGGAAGUAUAUGUAUGUUGUUUCAAAACAAUAAUAUUUUUGAUAUCUAUACCCAUAUAUAUAUACGUAUAUUUAACUGGUAAAAUCUGGUUUACAUUUUGUUACUACUACUACGACUACUACUACUAUUACAGUCAAUAUAUACUACUAUUUAUUUAUCAUUAUUAACUGUUCUUCAUGACUUUGUUUUUCUUCUUCAAAUCAAUGGGAUUAUUUUAGAUCUCGUUUUUUUGUGUUUUGUAAACUUUUUUUUGAGUAGAGAAUAGAAAUCUUGUCAUUUAUCAUUGAAUUUCUCUUUCUCAUCUACAUCUUAAGUAAUGAUGAUUAGUUGUUGCGUACAUGGGGACAUUAAAUGAUAAAACUUUAAGGGUUUUUUUUUUGUAUUAUUAUUAUUAUUGUAUUAACUCUGCAGCAUAUCUAACAACUCUAAUCCGGUGUUUGUUUAUCUAUGAAAAUUCUUCGACACAAUGAAUAUAUACAUACCAAAAUUGAAUCUGUUUUUUUCUCUUUUCUUUCUUUCUUUAUGUGCAACUUUUCUUCUUUUUUUUUAAUAAAGAAAAAAAUCAUCACUUCAAUUAUAAUUCAUUGUAUGGACGAACUUCUUUAUCAUUUAUGUAUGUAGAUGAAUAUGUAUCUCUCUCUUGAUGUGUGCAUUUUUCUCUUUCCUAAAUAUGAAACCUGUUUACUGUCGAAUAUUUCCGCCUUGUAGUUUUUUUGUUUGUUUUGCUUUUUACUAUUGAAAGAAGCAUAUUUGGCUUCAAUACAUUCUCGGUUAUUAUCUUACUUUUGUUAUAAACAUCAAUAUUGUUAUCAUUAUUGUAUUUUCAGUAUUUCUUUAUUCAUUUCUAUAAAUAAAUUCACUCAAAUACGUUCCAUUUUGAAGAAGAACAAGAAGAAGAAAAAAGAAAUUAUUUUUAAUACUCUACUAUAUUGUGGUAGACUGUCCUAGUUUAUGAUUACACAUAGGAUGCUCUAUUUUUUUUUUGACAUGCUUUUAGUCCUUACCCUCAUCCCCACCAACCCGUCAUCAUUGUUUAGUAAUAAGGAGAUCUAUUGUCGCUAUUUUUUUUUCUCUCGUUCUAAACUCGACUACUUUUUUGACCAAAAAAAACAACACAUUUUUGAUCUUAUUUUUCACAAUUCUCAUUAUUCCAUCGAGUUGUUGUUGUUGUUGUUGUUGUUUUUUAUUUAAAGGAAGACUUCAUUCAUAGAAAGAUAAAGAUAGUCUUCAUUGAAUUAAUCCCUUAAUACCAUAACACUUAUGCAACAGACAAAUAUAUUUUUACAAAAACAUGAGUUUUUUUUAUUAAAAUCUAAAUGAUGAACUAUAGUAGUCUAUUUAUCAGAAUAAUUGGAUUCAUCUAAUUAGACAGAGUUCAAUCAGCUAGUAUGUAUUUGGUUAAUUUGAAUGCCAUGUUGUUGUUGUUGUUGUUGUUGUUCUACACGUUACAAUCUCUUCUUUUAUCUUUCACCGAUCAUUACAAAAAUCGCAAAAUCUCGUCUUUUCUUUCUUUUUUUUUCAUGUAUCACAAUAAGAAAACAAUUACCCUUUGAUUCAAAUGAAGUGACUAUUUUUUUUCUCACCAUCGAUGUAUUUCACUCUGAUAUUUUCCUGUUAUGUUAGUAUAUAUAUAUGUCUUUUUUUUUAUAUAUUAUACCUAUUCCAUAUAUCUUGGCUGUUUGCAUUUCUCAUAUUCCUUUUGUUUUCAGAUCUGUUUUAUAAGUGGCAAGUGUAGGUGAAUAUGUUGUACACGGGGGUUUCUUUUUUUUUGUUUAUCGUACAUACAUAUGUAUAUUAUAUAAUUGUAAUUUUUUGUGCGCUUUUCCACAUGAAUGUUUGCUGUUGUUAAUAUCAAUGGUAUCAGUAGUACUAGUAGCAGUAGUAGUACUAAUCGUAACUAGUUGUACAACAUACUACUAAUAUGAAUUUUAAAUGAAUUAUUUUUAUUUUUGCCAUGUACAUAAUUUCUAUUGCAUUCACACAUAAUUAGUGUAAUUUCUGUAA